Molecule: messenger RNA, 2942 nt
Organism: Vigna angularis (adzuki bean)
Lineage: Eukaryota; Viridiplantae; Streptophyta; Magnoliopsida; Fabales; Fabaceae
Exons: 2
Coding region: 1176-2942 (588 amino acids)
Source: RefSeq, a predicted model, not a curated record
UCUACCUUCACUCAUUUUCCCCAAUUCUCUAAUUUCUCCCAAAUCCUAAUUCUCUCCCUCCCCGCGCCUUCAUUUUCCUGUAUCACAAUUAUUUUCCCUCAAAACCCUUCUCCGCAUCGUGCUGGUCUUCCAUUGUUAGGGUUGAGCGACCAUUGUUAGGGUUGAGCGAAGUGUCGAGGCGUCGAGGCAUCUGUGGAUUGAGCGAGGCUUCGAGGCAGCGUGGAGGCGCCUUAUUGUUCGUCGAGGUGCGUUCGGAAUUCAACUAUAGAUUCGGUCUCGGAGUUCCUCGCAUUUGCGGUUCACGCAGCUCAGAAAUCUGGCGAGAGGUCGUUGUAAUGGACAAAUCAUGGAUAGACAUGCCUCGAAAUACAAGUCAAUAUAUGAGAGGAUUGAAUACCUUCUUGGACUUCGCAUUCACUAAUAGUGGUGUUAGGGGAAAGAUAGUAUGUCCAUGUCAGAAAUGCAGUUUUAAGAAAUGGCAAAGUCGUGAAGAAGUAUAUGAACACUUAAUUAUUAAACCUUUUCCAAAAGGGUAUACAAUGUGGCUUCUACACGGAGAGAGAAGAGUAAAUGACGAAGCUCCUCAAGUAAUGGCCGAAGAAGAUGGUGGAAAAGUUGAAAUUAAUGAUAAUAUGUGUGAAAUGAUUAAUGAUGUAUUUGCACAUCAUUGCUCUAACAAUGACAUGGCGGAUGAUGACGAGAUGGGUGCAGAGUCAAGCCAUACUAGAAGUCAUGAUGGGACAAAUUUUUUUGAAUUAAUGCAAGAUGGACAACAAAGCUUAUACGAAGGAUGUGAUAAAUAUUCGAAACUUUCUUUCUUGGUGAAGUUGUAUCACAUCAAAUGUCUAUGCAAAAUAAGUGACAAAGCUAUGUCCAUGAUACUGGAGUUGCUAGCAGAUGCAUUUGAACAUGCUAAAAUUCCAAACUCAUUCUAUGAAGCCAAAAAAGUGAUUAACAAGCUUGGUCUUCAUUACACCAAAAUUGAUGCUUGCCCGAAUGAUUGUAUGUUGUAUGUUGGAGAAGACAAAGAUAGAGAUUCUUGUAAGAAAUGUAAGACAUCAAGAUGAAAGCCAAAAAAGAGAAAUACAAUUGGUGACAAUGUUGUUGUUAAUAAGCGAAAGAAGAUUCCUGCAAAGGUGUUAAGGUAUUUUCCUUUGAAGCCUCGAUUACAGAGGAUGUUUUUGUCAUCUAAAAUAGCUGAGCAUAUGAGAUGGCAUGCAUCAGAAAGUACGGAUGAAGGCAUGUUAAGACAUCCAAGAGAUUCUGAAGCAUGGAAGAAAUUUGACUUGAUGCACCCUCAAUUUGCCUUAGACCCUCGAAACGUGAGACUCGGUUUAGCUACUGAUGGGUUCAAUCCAUAUGGGAACUUGAGCACCAAUCACAGUAUUUGGCCAGUUGUUCUCAUACCAUACAACCUUCCUCCUUGGAUGUGUAUGAAACAAAGUUCAUUCAUUAUGCCCAUGAUCAUUCCUGGAAAGCGAGCAUCGGGCAAUGAUAUUGAUGUUUACUUACAACCAUUAAUAGAAGAGUUGAAGGAGUUGUGGAACACUGGCAUCAAAACUUUUGAUUCAUAUGGGAAUGAAGUAUUUGAUAUGCGUGCAGCCAUAUUGUGGACUAUUAGUGACUUUCCAGGACUUGGAACCUUAUCUGGGUGGAACACACAUACAGGAUUGGCAUGUCCGAGAUGUAAUUUUGACACUACUCCUAAGAAGCUUGUCAAAGGUGGGAAAUUUUGUUUUAUAAGUCAUCGUCGGUGGUUAGAUGGAAGACAUAGGUUUAGAUUGGCUCAUAUGAGGUUUGAUGGAACUAUUGAAAAUAGAAGCCAACCAGUGGCAAUCUCAGGUCAUGAUAUCUUACAACAACUUGGUAAUGUUCAUGUUGAAUUUGGGAAAGAACCUAUAGUUGAAGAAAGAUCAAAAAGACAACACAGAGUUGAUCGUCCUAAGGUAGAGACUCUACAAUGGCGAAAGAAAAGUAUAUUUUUUGACCUUCCUUAUUGGGUAGAUAACUUAUUGCACCACAAUCUGGAUGUUAUGCACAUUGAAAAAAAUGUUUGUGACAAUAUAUUGUUUACAUUGUUGAAUGAUAGUACAAAUAAUAAAUGCAAAGACAAUCUAAAGGCAAGAAAGGACUUACAACUUUGGGGUAUUAGACCAGACUUGUGGCCUGAUGAGAAUGGUAGAUAUCUUCCUGCUAUAUAUACAUUGUCAAAUGUAAAUAAGGAUAUAUUUCUAAAAACUUUGAAGAAUAUAACUGUACCUGAUGGUUACUCAAGUAACAUCAGUAGAUGUGUUGAUGUUAAACAACGUAAGAUUGGAGGACUAAAAAGUCAUGACUCACAUGUGUUGAUGGAGCAACUUCUUCCUUUGGCAAUAAGAAAGACACUCCCUAAAGAAGUGUCCUCUAUUUUGAUUGAUCUAUGCUCUUUUUUUAAACAAUUAUGUAAUAAAGUUUUGAAGAUAGAUCAACUUGUCCAAUUACAAGAUAGAGUUGUCCUCACAUUAUGUCACAUGGAGAUGUUAUUCCCUCCUUCUUUUUUCACAGUGAUGGUUCAUUUUAUUGUGCAUUUAGUAGAAGAUGCCAAGCGUGGAGGGCCUGUCCAAUAUCGAUGGAUGUAUCCUAUUGAGAGGUACUUAGGAAAAUUGAAGUCUUAUGUGCGUAAUAAGGCACAAGCUAAAGGCUCAAUAGCUGAAGGGUACAUGGCUGAAGAGUGCUUAACUUUUUGUUCUAGAUACUUAGAUGGAAUUGAGACCGUGUUCAAUAGAUUGCGUCGUGUUAAUGAUGAACCGAGCAUUGACUCUUGUACUGUAAGCACUUUAUUCCCACCGAUUGGAAAAGCAGUUGGAGGUUUCACUUAUUUCACUUUAUCUGAAAAGGAAAAGUUACAAGCACAUCGUCAUAUCCUAACAAACAGUGCCAUAGUUGAUCCAUUUCUUCAGUAA